CCAGUCCACACCUGCAGUGUUACAGUAGUUCAGCAGCUGCAUUUCAGACAUGAGGUCUUUGAUUCUGAUCGUCCUGGUGAUAGCGUGUGUUGCAUCGUUGGUAUCACCAAAAGGCAUUCAGCAACGAAAUGGUAGGUUGAAGAGCUCCAUAUUGUUGCGUUCCACAUUGGGUUUGGAGGGACGACGAAAUGUAAAGCGAUUCCUCGGCCUUCCAAGCUUAUCGGACAUCAAGGCGCGUAUUGGGAGCACCAUCGGCACCAUCGAGGAUAAAAUUAUUGAUACCCUCUACGCGGGAGGAGACAUAGCAUACAAUCUUGGUGAAGCUAUCCUAACGAACGAGAGGAUAACACCAUAUGCGGAAAAGAUCAGAACCAUCCUCUAUGAGCUGAAGGAGGUUGCCAGCGCAUCGGAACACGAGUGGCAGAAACUUCGUGAGCGCCUCCUAGCGGACAUCAAGGAACUCUUCGAUAGAAUCAUGGAGAAGGAAAAAGUCCAAUUCGUUUUAAACAAGGUGGAGGGUCUCAUUGACGAGGUCAGAGAAGCUGCCAAAUCAUCCAAGGAGAAAGCUAAAGAGAUUGGCAAUACCUUGACAGCUUUCUUCUUGGGAACCAUUUUUACAAUUUUUGGACCUACGUUUGAUUCGACAAUCGAACCCCCGAUUAUCCAUUGAGCCACGGACUUCUCAACAAUUUUCGAUACCUUUCGAUAGUUACAUGUAGAGAGUUUUGUCCAUGAAACAAUAAAACGUUUUACAUUUUCGUGUAAUCGUAGCCAGUGA
Molecule: messenger RNA, 778 nt
Organism: Lineus longissimus
Lineage: Eukaryota; Metazoa; Nemertea; Pilidiophora; Heteronemertea; Lineidae
Exons: 5
Coding region: 50-670 (206 amino acids)
Source: RefSeq, a predicted model, not a curated record